AUGUUGUCGACAAUCAGGCCUGCGGCCUCAAUGGCUCUGCGAGCCAAACCCACGACAGCUCUGCUGCCAUUCCGCGCCGGAAGCGUUGCCUUCCUCUCCUCGAGCUCCUCCAACAACGCGACGGCAAUGAAGAGCCCCGCCACCAUUGUGGGGAACCCCGGAACACCGCCCCCCAUGAAGCAGGCGCGCCGCGAAGUGCCAUUGCCCAGCCAGGAGGGCAAGAAGGGAGCCAUGCAAUAUGCGCUCACAACCCUCGACCAAGUCGCCAACUGGGCGCGUCAGAGCUCCCUCUGGCCCAUGACCUUUGGUCUCGCCUGCUGCGCCGUCGAAAUGAUGCACCUGUCCACCCCACGAUACGACCAGGAUCGCCUCGGUAUCAUUUUCCGUGCCUCGCCCCGCCAGUCCGACGUCAUGAUUGUUGCCGGAACCCUCACAAACAAGAUGGCCCCCGCUCUGCGACAGGUCUACGACCAGAUGCCCGACCCGCGAUGGGUCAUCUCCAUGGGCAGCUGCGCCAACGGAGGAGGAUACUACCACUACAGCUACUCGGUCACAAGAGGAUGCGACAGGAUUGUGCCAGUCGACAUUUACGUGCCCGGAUGCCCUCCCACCGCUGAGGCGCUGAUGUACGGCAUCUUCCAGCUGCAGAAGAAGAUGAGGCAUACCAAGAUCACAAGGAUGUGGUACAGGAAGUAG
Molecule: messenger RNA, 696 nt
Organism: Ascochyta rabiei
Lineage: Eukaryota; Fungi; Ascomycota; Dothideomycetes; Pleosporales; Didymellaceae
Exons: 3
Coding region: 1-696 (231 amino acids)
Biological process (GO): mitochondrial respiratory chain complex I assembly; electron transport coupled proton transport; aerobic respiration
Molecular function (GO): NADH dehydrogenase (ubiquinone) activity; 4 iron, 4 sulfur cluster binding; quinone binding
Source: RefSeq, a predicted model, not a curated record